Molecule: messenger RNA, 276 nt
Organism: Heterostelium album PN500
Lineage: Eukaryota; Evosea; Eumycetozoa; Acytosteliales; Acytosteliaceae
Product: WD40 repeat-containing protein
Exons: 3
Coding region: 1-276 (91 amino acids)
Biological process (GO): mRNA splicing, via spliceosome
Cellular component (GO): catalytic step 2 spliceosome
Molecular function (GO): protein binding; mRNA binding
Source: RefSeq, a predicted model, not a curated record
AUGGACAAUCAAAUUCUGGUGUAUCGUGCUCGUUACAAAUUCAGAAUGAACAAAAAGAAGCGAUUCCUCGGACAUACCAACCCAGGUUACGCUUGUCAACUCAAUUUCUCACCCGAUGGCAAAUAUAUAGUCAGUGGUGAUGCCUCUGGAAAAGCAUACUUUUGGGAUUGGAAACUUCUAAAAACAUUACAAGCUCAUGAUGAUGUUUGUAUAGGUAUAGAAUGGCAUCAAAUUGAGUCAUCCAAGGUAAUGGGUGACACAAAUCAUUAUGAUUAA